GCGGCGCGGCUGGGCACGCCAGCCAGCCCGCCGACCCGUCAUUCGCGCACCAUGCAACUACCCGAGACGCCGCCGCCACCUCUCGCUCCCUUGUGGGACCGCGUGCUGCGUGCACAGGCUCUGCCCCCGGAUUUAGAUGUCGAACUUCUUUACAUCGCUAUCCGUGACCGCCUCACUCAUCCCGAAUGGGAAGUCCGGCUUCAUGCGCUUCGGGUGCUCGCUGACCUUCUACCUCUGUCAGGAAACGCUCUGUCGUUCCCGUUCGACCAAGUAGUGGACAACUUGGGCCACAACUCGCCAAAUGUCCGAAAGGGUGCACUGGAUGCACUCAAAGUUUUCUGCACGCAUUGCGAGGAUACAGAGUGCGCCGCUCGGGCGAUACUAGAUAAAUGCUCAUAUCAGAACAUAAGGCCGCAAUCAGCGAACAUUGACACCAAAGUGAACGUCAUAACUGGAUUAAUACUAUCUAUACCAUCCGUAAUGAACAUACUUAAAAGAAGGAAUCCCGCAUUGAACACUUUCCCAAUAUUUCAAAUAUUAGGAGAGAAACUGUUUGAUCCUAUACACAGAGAUGUUGCUCAGCGAGCGUUAUUGAAACUUCGAAGAGUUUGUGGACCACGAGAUUACAUGAUGUCGCUCUCCAAGCUAGAUUUCAAAGUUCAAGAUAAAUUUCGACAGUUGUGUGAAAUGUAUGACGAGGAUUCUAUGGACGUUUAUUAUGCACCUAGGAAAGCUUAUCGUGAAAAUAAUCAAACUUUAUUAAAGAUUAAUCACGUGUUUAAUACACCGAUUACUACUCCCGUAAGGGUAUCGACUGACUCUUCUUCCGAAGAGUCAUUUGCACACCUACCAUACUACAGUAGUAAUAAUAAUUAUGCUAAAGUAAUAAUAGAAACUGAAAUCAAGUUUGACGCGGAUACUGCCAUUACUAUGACCGUAUUGGAAGAAAACGAGUCAGGUUCAGAGAAGAAUACUGCAAGUGAAGAAGACUGUGAUAGUUCGGAUAGAAAUAUGCUGAAAUAUAGUGAUGGUGACUCUGAGGAUACUGAUGUUGUGGUCAAAAAAGUGCGCUUUGGAGGGGAAAGUAUUAAAAUACGGACGCCAGAUAGUGAAAAUCUACUUUCUAGUGAGGACGAUCUUAAUCAAAAUAAAUUAGUCUCAUUAAAAAAAGACAAUAUUAUUGAAAUGACCACACAAUUAACGCCUGUAAUAAUAACAAAAAUGAACGAAAUUAAGCGUAAGGCUUUAUUAAAUGAAGUACAAGUAAAGCCGCCGAAAAAAAGUGGCAUACCAAUACCACUGCCAGUUAUUCAUACUAAAUCUCAAAAGCAAACUUAUAUCACCGACGGAAAAGUGACAUUAAAAUCGAAAUCUUUAAGUGAGUUAUACGACUACUUUCGGACUAAAAACGACAAGCAAGAAACUGUGAGGGAUGGGUCCGGAUUUGCUUUAACCCUGUCAGAAGUGCGAUCACCAGAUAAAGUUCCCAGUCCUAUAGAACCACAUAGGGAAGUGGAGGUACUGCACAAUUUGCAGAGGAGCCCAACCGUAUCACCCCGGCGGCAUCAAACGCGUUUUCAAUUAGAACGAGAUGGAUUUGUCCUGAGUCUUCUCACGUCAACACCGGCUGCAGAAACAGAUUUGCUAUCUCCUCGAGCUCCGUCUCCAUUGAGAGACCGUUAUGAUUGGGAGGAAUCGGGAAUUGUGCCUCAGCAUGUUGCCAACCAGUUACAUAACACGGAAAAUUGGAUAUCAGCUGUGAAAGCAGCAGACCAGCUCCACAGUGCAUUGUUGGAAGCCGCAAACGUGCAGAAAGUGGAGUCAUCCGCGUUAUCUCUCGUACAACAUAUGUGGGCACUCAGUGAAGCGGUGAUGGCAGCGAGAGCACCGGCGGAGAGUGCGGUUUGUGCUCUUGUCCGUGGCGCUAGCAACGACUGCACACGUCAGCUACUACCAGCUCUGAUCACCAGGAUGGGCCAGGAGCCGCUCCCUGUAGCACUCCCACACGCCCUGCUGCAGAGACUGGCGUUACAUCAUCUUGUCGAUCUCAUUUUCGACCCUAAAAUGAUUGGGGUAACGGGAGAUGCAGAAGCAGUUCAAAGCGCUCAACUCCGAGCUACUCUAUGCUUAGCGCGGGCGGCCGGACCAGCGGCCGUGCUUUCAGCUGUUCGGAGAAGACUCGCCGGUACUGCCAGAGCUGACAUUUUCUGCAAUAAGUUACGUGAGCGAUUGAACAGACCGGUUGAAAACAUAAAACCAAGUCCCAUGAUCAGGAGUUCACAACUACCACUUCCGGUUAGACGACGAGCCAGGUCCACCCCGCCGCCAGCUGCCCCGACACUACCCAGGAGGCUUCGACCACUGCCAGACUCUGCACCUUUACCUGGUAUUUCACAGCCCGGAAGGGAUUUCCUUAUGAAACCAGCACUGUCUCCGAUACCAUUAAGCGAUAGAGAGUCGAGCGCUUUUACGACCUAUGAAGAAAAGGAAAUUGAAAAGAGUGAUCAACUGUCCGAUAGCAAAUCUGCUGAUCGUAUCAUUAUAGGCGAUACGACAGUCAUCGAUGUAUCGACAGGCGAAACAGAAGAUGCUCCAUUACCACCUCGAUCGCCGUCAAUACACAUUGAAGAUUAUUCGGAAAGAUCAAAUCAUUCAAUAUACAGUCAUCGGUCUCGAGCGGAAACUGAUGAUUGUAGUCGACGUUCAAAUGAAACAGAGAAUGCAAAAACUCCUGACAGAUUAUUCGGAUCUCAAAAAUCUUUAAAUUCCCUCGGAAUUGAAUCGCGACCACACAGUCAAAAAUCUUCUUCUGGUAUAUCAAAAAGUAGAAGUGCGUCGUGUAGUCGAUCACCUACGCCGGACCCAUCAAGUGCUAAUUACCACGAGGACGCGUCACCCAUCGAACGAGAUGUACGAAAUGCAUUAGCAGAAUGUAUAGUACCAGCUCGACAUGAAGACUGGCAAUUAAUAGUGAAUGGAUUGCUUGAAACCGAACGGUUGGCAAUGGAUCCGUCCGCUCGUGCACCAGCUGCCAGUUGGAGAGCGGUUGUCCGAUCAUCUUCGACCCAUGUCCGUUCAUUACGGUCAAGAGUAGCGAGAACGGCAUGUUCCACAUUAGGUGCUCUGUUUGAACAUCGCGGGCGAGCGUUAGAUCCUGAGUUGGAAGAAGCAGCUACGGCGCUGUUAGAGCGCUGUGCAGAUGUAAAUAGGUUCCUCAGAGCUGAUGCAGCAUCAGCGUUGGUACGUCUAGCAUGCGGAAGUAACGGCGCUCGAGCUGCAGUUGCGUUAGCGCGACGGGGCUCAACACACCGAGCUGGGCCCGUGCGAGCGGCAGCCGCUCAAGCACUAGCUCGUCUUGUGCAGCACAACGGGGCUUCGAGAACGCUGGAUAUGCCUCCCGAACCCAGGACUGUAUUGUUGAGAGCUGCCGGUGAACUACUUGGCGAUGCCAACGCCGAAACUCGCUUACACGCCCGUCACCUUUGUCUAUCAUUAUCUACCGAUACAAGAUUCCGGUCAUUGUUGAAAGAGUCCAUCCUGCCAUCAAGGUAUCGCGCUAUAGAAAAGUUAGUCGAUAAAUUACGAUGACGAUAAUGUAAUGUCUAUUAAAACGGUGAAAUUGAAACGCUAAAUGAUUUACAGAUAUCGUAAGUAUUUACGCUAAUGUAAGUUUGAAAUUGUAGUUUUGGAAUUACACGAGAUGUUUUAAUAGACUGCAUGUAGUAAGGAAUGCAAUCGUUGUAUGACUGACUAUAGCACCCACGAUACGAGACAAUUGUCUCUUAUAUUGAUCUCUUGACUGAUUUGUGCGAAAGGUAUUUUUGUAGUAAAUUUUAAGUUAUGUAAAUUCUUAUACAGAAAUUAUGUACAUGAGAAAUUAAAUUGUUAUCCUCCAGCGGAGUGACAUUUAAUGUAUCUACUUAUUGUUAUCAGCAUGUACAAUUUAUAACUUUUUAAUUGUAGAA
This is a messenger RNA of Achroia grisella, 3965 nucleotides long. RefSeq lists its product as uncharacterized. Gene Ontology annotation, molecular function: microtubule binding. NCBI's taxonomy places the organism in Eukaryota, Metazoa, Arthropoda, Insecta, Lepidoptera, Pyralidae. Gene Ontology annotation, cellular component: cilium; cytoplasmic microtubule. Bases 52 to 3588 code for a protein of 1178 amino acids. Gene Ontology annotation, biological process: microtubule cytoskeleton organization. The record is from RefSeq and is a predicted model, not a curated record. The transcript is spliced from 9 exons.